UCAACUUAUUUCCAAAAAAAAAAUCUUUUUUUUUCUUUUCUUCUCUCUCUUCUUUCUAAUGAUGAGUAAUAAUAAUAAUAAUAAUAAUAAUUUAUCAAAUAAAGAUGAAUUAUUUGAGCUAAGAAGAGGUCCAUGGACUCUUGAAGAAGAUAAUCUUCUUAUUCAUUAUAUUUCUACUCAUGAUGAAGGUCGUUGGAAUGCCUUAGCAAAAUGUGCUGGAUUGAAAAGAACAGGAAAAAGUUGUAGACUAAGGUGGCUGAAUUAUUUAAAACCAGAUAUUAAACGUGGAAAUCUCACUCCACAAGAACAACUCUUAAUUCUUGAACUUCACUCCAAAUGGGGAAAUAGGUGGUCAAAGAUUGCUCAGCAUUUACCAGGAAGAACAGACAACGAAAUCAAGAAUUACUGGAGAACGAGGGUGCAAAAACAAGCCAGACAACUUAAAGUUGAUUCAAAUAGCAAGAAGUUUGUUGAAGCAAUCAAGAAUCUAUGGGUACCAAGAUUACUUGAAAAAAUGGAACAAUGUUCUUCAUCAUCAAUUGAAAAAAAACUUCCUAAUUUACCCUUAAUCAACAAUAAUCAAGAACCUUGUACAAAACACAACAAAUCCCAUGAUACUAAUAACAACCACAACACAACAUGGGGUUCACUAGAAAAUUCAUUAGAUUCAAUGAAUGUGUUGAAUGAAAAUUUGAAUUCAAUUCUUCAAGAUGAUGAAUGUUAUCAUGUGGGAAGUUUCAUUCAGCAGCCAGAGCAUUUAACAUAUCAAGAAAUGUCAAUUUCAGAAUGUGAGGUGGCAGAAGCUAAUUGGUUCAAUGAUGAAGGAUCAUUGUGGAACAUGGAUGAACUUUGGCAAUUCAAAAAGCUAGGAGAUGUAGACAUCUAGCUAGACUUGAACAAUUUUCAAUAGUCAAGAAAAGGGAU
Solanum stenotomum is the source of this 924-nucleotide messenger RNA. RefSeq names its product transcription factor MYB62-like. The transcript has 3 exons. Bases 59 to 886 code for a protein of 275 amino acids. Gene Ontology annotation, molecular function: sequence-specific DNA binding; DNA-binding transcription factor activity. The record is from RefSeq and is a predicted model, not a curated record. Gene Ontology annotation, cellular component: nucleus. Lineage: Eukaryota; Viridiplantae; Streptophyta; Magnoliopsida; Solanales; Solanaceae. Gene Ontology annotation, biological process: regulation of DNA-templated transcription.